AUGUCGCGGCCCGCCACAGUGACCUGGUGCCCGUGUCUGUGGCUUUUGCUGCUGUCGGCGGCCGCGGCGUGGCCGUCCGCCGUCCGGCAGCGGACCGGCGCCCACGAGCGCAUCGUCGGCGGCCACGAGGCCAGCAUCGCCGACCACCCCUGGCAGCUGGCCUUCGAGCUCGGCGGCGACCAGCGGUGCGGCGCGUCGCUCAUCGGCCCCUCCUGGGCGCUGACCGCCGGCCACUGCGUCGAGGACGUCCAGCUGUACUACUUGGCGCUCCGGGUCAACGGAUCCUUCACGCUGGGUCCCAAUGUACAGUUAGUGGGACUUCCAGCUGAGGGCUACGACCCUCCGAGUGGGCUGCAUGUGACGGUCAGUGGCUGGGGUUACCAGCACAGCGGGAGCGGCUCGUCCAGUACACUGCAGGCGGUAGACAUCAACGUGGUGGACCGCGAGACAUGCCGCAAGGUGUUCGUCGCUGUGAAUGUCGUGACGGAGCGCAUGACCUGCUCUGGGGAGUUCACGCGUGGCGUGUGUAUCGACGACUCGGGUGGCCCACUGGUCAACAGUGGAACGCAGGUGGGCAUCGUCUCGUGGGGGUUCGGCACCUGCGAAGUCGGCCUCUCCGUCCAGACCAAUGUCGGCUAUCUGAGGGCCUGGGUCCGAGACACCGCCGGCAUCUAG
This is a messenger RNA of Schistocerca nitens (vagrant locust), 675 nucleotides long. RefSeq names its product trypsin-1-like. The record is from RefSeq and is a predicted model, not a curated record. Gene Ontology annotation, biological process: proteolysis. The coding region runs from base 1 to 675 and encodes 224 amino acids. The transcript has 2 exons. NCBI's taxonomy places the organism in Eukaryota, Metazoa, Arthropoda, Insecta, Orthoptera, Acrididae. Gene Ontology annotation, molecular function: serine-type endopeptidase activity.